CUGAUGACACCCGGAAGUCACAUGGGGACGGCGUGUGAGUAAGCAGCAUUGAAGCAAGUCUGUAUGUCGUGACGUUUCUCCCAAAUGAGUUAUUGUCGUCUCGGGGUAAAUACGCUCCAUUAACGAUGGCCGAUUCAGGCACAGGUGAUCCCAGUGGUCAUCGCAUGCCACCACCUGGAGGAAUCGGGAGGAGCCAGCUCAUGGGCCGCCGACCACCUGCUGCCAUCUCUGGGGGCCGCCUUCCUACGAUGCGUUCUAGAGAUCUCACCCUCGGGGGAGUGAAAAAGAAAACAUUCACACCAAACAUUAUUGGCCGGAAAGUUAGAGAAGAUGUCAAGGAUGAAGGUGUGCAAAAGAGAGAGCGGAUGAAUGCGACCCGAGGCAGAGGUCCUAGAGAGAGAGGCAGGGGCCGUGGUCGCCCAGAGAUGAUCCAGUCCCACUCUAUUUUUGAACAGGGUCCAGGAGAAAUAUCAAUCAGAAAAAAAGCUUAUGAAAGUGAACGAGAUGCCCCGAGCGUAGGACCAUCCCCCAUCAUCAAUAUCAAAAAAGAGAAGAGAGAAACUGAGGAAGAGACCAAAGAAAUCCUUCGCAAGCUGGAACAAGAUGGCUUUAUAGAUGAUCCAUUCCUGAGGGGUGAAAAGAGGAGCUGCCCGGUCCAACUUCCUCUUGCUGUGUCAGGAUGGGGUUUCAAGGAGGAAUUCAGUGCUCCUACUAUUAAAAUUGAGAAGAUGGAUGAGGAUGAUCCCAUGGAACCUGCAGUGGAAAUGAAGGAAGAGCACAAGGAAAUAGCAAUAAAGAAGACUGAGGCUGCCUUUAAGCCUCCUCCACUCCCUGAGCCGGAUGUUUUGCCGGAUCUUCUUCACAAGUGGAGUCUGAGCAAAGGUGAGGAGCUGUUCUUCAUGCAACUGCCCGACACGCUGCCUGGCCAGCCGCCUACCAAGGAGUACAAGCCAAUAAAAACUGAGGUGAAAUCUGAGGACGGUCAAUCUGUCCUCCUGAAAACGGAGUCUCAGGAGGAGCAAAAUGAAGAUAACAGCUGUAAUUUGAAAGAUCUGCGAGAGGGUCUUGUUGGAAAAAUGCUGGUGCGAAAGUCCGGUCGGGUGCAGCUCAUAAUGGGACAGAUCACGCUGGAUGUGUCGCUUGGAGCAUCAUGCUCUUUCCUUCAGGAACUGGUUUCUGUUGACACUGAGGCACGAACAGGUGACAUGACUGUGUUAGGAAAUGUCAAACACAAAAUGGUUUGCUCACCAGAUUUUGAAUCUCUGCUGGAAAGCAGGUGAUGAUCGUUGAUACUCUUCAUGGUGGUCAUUUGCUCUGUUGUGUCAUAUGAAAGUGUGCUAACACUAAACUGUAAAACUUGAAACAAGACCAAAACGUUUUUGAUUGAAAAAUUCAGUGAUUUGCCAUAUUUCGAAUCUUCAAUAAUUUGACUGUACAUGGGUGUAAAUGUGUGAAUAAAAUAAUUUCUAUUAAA
This is a messenger RNA of Hippocampus comes (tiger tail seahorse), 1474 nucleotides long. RefSeq names its product polymerase (RNA) III (DNA directed) polypeptide D (gene polr3d). Gene Ontology annotation, cellular component: RNA polymerase III complex. Gene Ontology annotation, biological process: tRNA transcription by RNA polymerase III. Gene Ontology annotation, molecular function: DNA binding. The transcript has 9 exons. The record is from RefSeq and is a predicted model, not a curated record. Bases 126 to 1280 code for a protein of 384 amino acids. Lineage: Eukaryota; Metazoa; Chordata; Actinopteri; Syngnathiformes; Syngnathidae.